Cyprinus carpio (common carp) is the source of this 3323-nucleotide messenger RNA. Its product is annotated as epiphycan-like. Gene Ontology annotation, molecular function: protein binding. The record is from RefSeq and is a predicted model, not a curated record. NCBI's taxonomy places the organism in Eukaryota, Metazoa, Chordata, Actinopteri, Cypriniformes, Cyprinidae.
UUUCUCCCUUUUCUCAGUCUCACUUCUUACCUUCACAUAUACAGGCAGGUAGGGCACACGGGUCUGGGAGUGUGUGUUCAUGUACACUUCACACACACCCAGAAGCAUCCACACACAGAAACACACUCACUGUGAGUGACCCAUUGCCAUUGGCCAGGCCCACCAACCCUCUGCCUGUCCGAUCUGAAGAACAGGACCAUUUGGGAAAGGAAGAGAAAGAGCAGGAAGAUGAUAACGCUGAGGUUGAUGUGGGGACUCCUCGUCCUGUGUGUGGUGGCAGCCUCUCCCCGCAGAUAUGCCCGACAAGCAGAACUAGAUAACUAUGGCAACAACAAUGUGGAUUUAGACCUGAAUGAGGAUGGUGAUGAUGUCUAUGACUAUUACAAUGGAAUUGAUGAACCACAGAUAGAGAUUGGCACCUUGAGCCCCGAUGAGGAUAUUGAUCCUUCACACCAUGCCUCAUUGGAGGAGGAAGAAGAGGAGGAGGUGGAGCAUGAAAAACGGAGGACAGUUGAGGGGAGAGAAGACAAGGAAUUACCCAUAAAGCCUCAGCUGAUUCCAUCAGGCUUUGGGGAGUCAGGGACUCUGAUGGGCCCUAGUGCACAGGGAGAGGAGGAGCUUCGUCUGACGCCCAUUGACAUCCUUCAGAUUUCUGGGGACAUUUCGGGUUCUGGUGAAUUGAGCUCUGGAGACUUACUUGAUGACAAAGCUUCCGGUUCUGGAAAGCCUUUGGGCUCUGGAGGUUCUGGGGCCUCUGGUGACAUAUCAGGUUCUGUGGACUCAGAGGACCUUGGUUCUGGAGUCUCUGGGCUUUCUGGUUCAGGCAUAAUAUUGAUCUCAGGUAGAGAGGAGGAGCUCCACUUGACGCUUGAAACCAUUCCACACGAGGCCUCUGGGGAUUUUUGGGAGUCUGGAGUUUCUGCAUUACCUGAGGUGUCAGGAGAGCCUUCAGCCACUGUGGUUCUUGAGGUAUUUGGAGAGCCUGUGACUUCUGGGGUACUUGAGAUAUUAGGCAAUCCUGGGGCCACUGGAGUACCUGAGCUGUCAGGAGAGUUUGAGGCUUCUGGGGUACCUGAGGUGUCAGGAGAGUCUGGGGCCUCUGGGGUACCUGAGGUGUCAGGAGAAUCUGGGGUCUCUGGGGUACCUGAGGUGUCAGGAGAAUCUGGGGUUCCAGAGGUUUCAGGAGAGCCUGGGGCCUCUGGGGUACCUGAAAUGUCAGGAGAGUUGGGGCUCUCUGGGGUGCCAGAGGUAUCGGGAGAGUCUGGGACCUCCGGGGAGCCUGAGGUGUCUGGAGAGUCUGGGAUCUCUGGGAUGAAUGAGGUGCCUGGAGAGUCUGGGAUCUCUGGGAUGAAUGAGGUGUCUGGAGAGUCUGGGAUCUCUGAGUUGAAUGAGGUGUCUGGAGAGUCUGGGACCUCCGGGGUGCCUGAGGUGUCUGGAGAGCCUGUGAUCUCUGGGGGCCCUGAGUUGUCUGGGGAGUCUGAGUUCUCUGUGGUGCCUGAGGUGUCUGGGGAGCCUGGAACCUUUGAUUUGUUUGGAGAGUCUGGGGUCCCCGAAGAGACUAAACAGCCUGAGGUCACUUUCGAGUCAGGAGAAUCUGGGAGCCCAGAAGAGUCUGGGGUGACUGAGGCCCCAGUCGUCACCACUGAAAUAUUAAUACCUGACUUAGAUGAAGAGGAGGAGAUACUCCUAACUACCCCGACCACUCCCUUGGAGGGGGCUGGGGGUGAUAUAGGGUCAGGGAUACCUGAUACUGACAAAGAUAUUGAAACAGAUACAACAGGUAUGGCUACCUGUAUGCUCUGCACCUGCCUGGUUGGAUCUGUGUACUGUGAUGACCUUAAGCUGGACCGUGUUCCUCCCCUCUCCAAAGAAACCACUCAUUUCUAUGCCCGCUACAACAAAAUUGCUGGGAUCAGCAAGUCUGACUUCGCCAACCUGAAUAAAUUAAAGAGGAUCGAUCUGACUAGCAAUGGCAUUUCCAGGAUCGAAGAUGAUGCUUUCUUUGGCCUUCCUGCUCUGGAGGAGUUGAUAUUACGAGAGAAUAGUAUUAGACAACUUCCUGCUCUAGCACCCUCUAUGACCCUUAUUGAUGCCUCUCACAACCAGUUGGGCAGCACUGGCAUUCAGAGAGAAGCUUUCAAGGACAUGUCGGGGCUACUUUACCUUUACUUGACGGACAACAACAUAGACCACAUCCCAGUUCCUUUGCCUGACAGCCUGCGCUCUCUGCACCUACAGAAUAAUAAUAUCCAAAUGAUACACGAGGACACCUUCUGCAAUCCGCAUGACUUGAAUUACAUCCGCAACUCUCUUGAAGACGUUCGCCUGGACGGUAAUCCCAUCAACCUAAGCAGAACCCCGCAGGCCUACAUAUGUUUGCCACGUAUCCCUGUUGGUGCCCUUAUUUAAACUGAAAAAUGCACACUCAAAUGCACGCAUACAAAACUCACACGUAUGCACAUGCCUCAAAACUCCUCUGUACGUACCUCUCUCUCUCUCUCUCUCUCUCUCUUUUACUUUGGGCUCAAGCAAACACUUGGAUAUGAAUGGCUGUCUUUAAAGGAGGUUGGCAUAAAUACAUAAACUCACCCUCUCACAGGAGUUCUGGUGGACACUUCCAACUCUACGCUGCUUGUGUUUCUACCUUUCGACACAGUACAUACUUUUCAUAAUGUAUGAGGUUUGUAAUCAUAUCUGGAUUUAUGACGUCUCAAACACACAUAUGUGUCUAACUUCAUAAACAAUCUCUUUUAGAGAAAAAGAGAGCCAUGCGUAACUCAGAACAUUUUUUAUUUAUCAAAUACUAAUGAACCUUUUACAAGUGCAAAUAUGAACAAAACCGCACAAAAACCCUCUUUGUGUGCUGUACUGGUCGCCUGUCUGGGGUUAGCUGCAAAAGCCAGCCCAAAUUGUUUAAAUAUGUUUGUUUUGUAAAUGAAAUAUUGUUAAUAUUCAUAUAGAAUUUAACAAAUGUUUUUCAUAAUUAACAUAAACUAAUUGAAACUGGUGCUCAAUUAACUUUUUGAAAGGUAAAUUUGACUAAUGCAAUAAAAGAAGCAUUCUAACAAUGAAUUUGUUGUAAAGUCUGUAUUGUAAUAUAAAUACAUAUAAGUUGUUUUUAUAUUAUUGUUUUAAAAGAACUGCAAUAUUUUGGUAUAUCACAAUUCAAGCUGUUGUAAUGACCAAUGGCCUUCAAAAUGAACAUUUCAGAACUGUUGUAUUGGCUGAGAAUUGAUUCGGGGUUAAAUAUUAGCUCAGCAUUGUGUGUUUUGUAUUGAAAUAAUCACACCUGAAUAAACUUUUCUGAUGACCUCUCCAAAACA